Molecule: messenger RNA, 751 nt
Organism: Tarenaya hassleriana
Lineage: Eukaryota; Viridiplantae; Streptophyta; Magnoliopsida; Brassicales; Cleomaceae
Exons: 1
Coding region: 32-415 (127 amino acids)
Source: RefSeq, a predicted model, not a curated record
UAAGUACUUUUUCUUUUCUUCUAUUUGCUUCAUGCUCAAGCAUCUCAUACGUCACUUCCAAAGCUCCUCUCACCAAGAAACACCAAUGGCCGCAGCAUCGGCCGCUGCUCCGGUCGCCGUCGGGACACGAGGCACUGUCGGAUCGCUCGUUCGCAAAGAGAUCGAUUAUUUCCGAACCUUCGAUCAACGAAACUGCAUUCCGAAUGGAAACUUCGACAGCGAUAAUCAUCUUCCGACAGGCCGGACAAAGCUAAGUUCUUGGUUCUCAAAAACCAGAUGGAGGAGGAAGAAGCGGCGGAGCUCCGGCGACGGGUUCUUGCCGACCAUGUGCUCUUCGGCGGAGGUUUCCGGCGAGAAUCGGAUUUCGGGUUUCAGUUACAGGAUCUUGAAGAAUGACCAAAAGGGUUAUACGUAAAGGACAGAUAUGGGCAAGAACAUGUGUAUUCGAGUCUCUUUUUCUCUUUUAAUUUUGCAUUAUGAAACGUUUUUGUUUAUUUUUCUUCAUUUUCCGGUGUAUAUAUUAUAUUAGUUCGGAUCUUCACUAAACCGAUAUUUCAAUUCGAAGGGUCAAAGCUGUGUUCCUAAUUCGAUUUCGGUUCGGUUAAAACAUUUCGGUUUGCCAUCUUGCCGAUGUAUUGCCGCGUGCUUCCACGUGGCACAAGUCGGUCCCACACAAAACCCUAGUCGACUCCGAUUUGUCUUCUCCUUCCCGGGUCGAAGGAAGAAAGCGAACAGAUUCCGAUCGCAAAAA